AUGGCCAGUGUCCGUACUUUCAAGAAAGGCGCCGAGCUUGCUGCCGCGAGAGCAGCCGUCCUUCACACACCCCGCGCCUCUAUCAGCUCCACACUUCUGCGGCGGGAGCUAUCGACUGCCUCGGUGCGGUCUGCAGUCCGUGUGCCCAGCAAGAGAAUUGCCAUUCCAGCUGUGAAUACACAGGCAAAGCCCCAAAUCGUUCGAUAUGCGUCCAGCUCGUCCGAGCCCCUGAGCAAGACUCAGCUCUUCGCCUUGCAUGAAGCUCACGGCGCUAAGAUGGUCCCCUUUGCUGGGUUCUCCAUGCCCCUCCAGUAUGCCGACUUGAGCCAUGUUGAAAGCCAUGCGUGGACUCGUGAGAAGGCCAGUUUGUUCGAUGUCAGCCAUAUGGUGCAACACCACCUGAGCGGACCCGGUGCUCUCGAGCUUCUGAUGAAAAUCACCCCGUCAUCCCUCGAUAAACUCGCACCCAACACCUCUACCCUCUCUUGUCUCUUGGAAGAAGAGACUGGUGGCAUUGUGGACGACACCGUUAUUACCCGCCGCGGCGAAGACACCUUCUACUUCGUCACCAACGCCGGCCGUCGUACAGAGGAUCUGGCCUUUUUGCGGGCCGAGAUCGAUGCAUACCGCUUCAGAAACGGCUCCGACAGCAUCAAGUGGGAUAUCCUCGAGGACCGCGCGCUCGUCGCUCUGCAAGGUCCCCAGGCCGCCAGUGUCCUGCAGCCCCUCAUCAACUCCGCCAACGCCUCAGCCGCCGAGACCGACCUGAGCACCCUCUACUUCGGUAACUGCCGUGAGCUGCACCUCACUCUCCCCGAUGGCUCCGCUACUCCUUCUCCCCUUCUUAUUUCCCGAACCGGCUACACCGGCGAAGACGGCUUCGAGAUCUCCAUCCCAACUUCCGCCUCCGCUACCCUCCCCGAACAGGUAGUGAACCUUUUCCUCCAAAACAAGGAUAAGGUUCGCCUUGCCGGUCUCGCUGCCCGAGACUCCCUCCGUCUCGAAGCUGGUAUGUGUCUCUACGGCCAUGAUAUCUCCACCGAGCAGACUCCCCCCGCCGCUGCUCUGGGAUGGGUCGUCGGCCGUGACCGCCGCGAUGCCGCAACCGCUACUUUCAACGGUGCCUCCGCUAUCCUGCCCCAGCUCUCUAGCCCCGCCAAGACACUCAAGCAGCGCCGUGUCGGUCUAACCGUUGAGAAGGGCUCGCCAGCCCGCGAGGGUGCUGUCGUCGUUGACCUCUCUGAUCCUGCCAACCCUGUUGAUAUUGGAAUUGUUACUUCUGGUCUGCCCAGUCCAUCUCUUGGUGGUGCUAACAUUGCCAUGGCAUAUGUGAACCAAGGCUUCCACAAGAAGGGAACCGAGGUUGGUGUCAAGGUUCGCAACAAGGUGCGUAAGGCCAGUGUUGUUGGUAUGCCUUGGAUUGAGAGCAAGUUCCACCGUCCUUCUUAA
Penicillium angulare is the source of this 1449-nucleotide messenger RNA. RefSeq names its product glycine decarboxylase subunit T. Bases 1 to 1449 code for a protein of 482 amino acids. The record is from RefSeq and is a predicted model, not a curated record. Gene Ontology annotation, biological process: glycine catabolic process. NCBI's taxonomy places the organism in Eukaryota, Fungi, Ascomycota, Eurotiomycetes, Eurotiales, Aspergillaceae. Gene Ontology annotation, cellular component: mitochondrion. The transcript has 2 exons. Gene Ontology annotation, molecular function: aminomethyltransferase activity; protein binding.